Molecule: messenger RNA, 4175 nt
Organism: Anopheles merus
Lineage: Eukaryota; Metazoa; Arthropoda; Insecta; Diptera; Culicidae
Gene: dpp
Product: protein decapentaplegic
Exons: 4
Coding region: 1309-3009 (566 amino acids)
Biological process (GO): SMAD protein signal transduction; BMP signaling pathway
Cellular component (GO): extracellular region
Molecular function (GO): growth factor activity; cytokine activity
Source: RefSeq, a predicted model, not a curated record
GGAUAGAUUUAACCAGUAGAGAGUUGAGCGCAGACAUAACAGCAUGUCGAGACGACUCGGUGCGGGAAUUUCGUAUUUUUCGGGCCUGAACUAGCCGUUUUCUCUUGCUGCCGGGGAUUUGUGUGCAGGGCGUUUUGGAGGGUUCGUGGUUCAUUUGUGUGCACUGGGCAGUGCUAGAAAUAGUGCAAACUGAUAGUGAUGUGCAUGCCCGUAUCAGAGCGCGAAGUGAUCGAAGUGCAUUUGUUUAAUCUGUAAUCUAGAGCAGCGGCCGCAGCAGCAGCGGCAGUAGCAGUAGUGUGUGGUUCCUGAAGUGCAGAAAAGAAAACGCAAAACAGCGACAACAAAACAUAACAGCAAAAAAGGCGUACAAGUGUAUAACUAGCGGCCCAACAAGAGAUUGGAAUGUAACGGGCACGACCGAUUGGAACGCAAAUAUUUUAACCUUUUUUUUUCUUUUUUUUUUGCGUGCGCGCGCGCUCGCGCCCGAUCGAAAGUGCAGCGCGAAGAAGUUGCGCGUGGGCGACGAAAAGUGAACGAGCAACUUUCGUACAAUCCAGCCAGUGGACCGCCAGUGGACAGAUUUUGUGAUUGCAACCUGCCUGCCGGUGUAGUGAGAAAGGAAGAAAGGAAAAGUGUGCACGAAAGCCGAGCCAACAAGGGUUUGGUUGCUUCUCUCGGGCAGGUAGAGGUCCUUUGGACAAGCAAAGGCAACCAGAGGCCUAGGCAAGUGUGUGAGAGCCGAGCCAAGAGUGUAGAAAAUUAAAACAAGAAAAUACACAAACACACACACACACAUCCAUACGGAAACACAUUAACACAAACAUAAAUAUACGCCGUAUCGGGAAAGUGCAAGGAAGCGUUUGGGCGCAGGAGGCAAGAGAGAAGCAGAAGCGAAAAAAGGGGCCCGAGCGGCAGGAAACCCGGUUCGACGACGGCGUCCUGUCCUGUGGCUUGGUGAAGUGGUGCAGUGAGUUCGAUGUGAAAGUCGAGUGACGCGGUAGCGCAGAUUUGAGCGAGGAUUUUCGUGAAAUAAUGCUCGGUGCCGGCGAGUGGCCAGUGAGCAGGAAACAUUCAACCGGUCGUCCCGUGCUCGUCACGACGCAGUGUCAUCGCGGCCAGCAGGGCCACCAGGACCACCAUUGUAGUGAGCAAUAGAUUGAUUGUGCGAAGCAAGAGAAUCGAACCAAUUCCUGUCCAAAACGUAAAGGCAAACGUGUCCAGGAAGCGUUCCCAAGCAGUGCGUAUCCUUUCCAACCGAACGGAACCACAUUGGUUUCCUCCCGGGUCCGUUCCGGCGGCUCGGUGUACAUGACGCGGGAACGGCUGCGUGCCCAUGCGGCUCCGUGUCCCGCUGGCUGCAGCGAAACGCGCGGCCUAGCCAGGCAACGACGGGCCGCAAGCGGCACGAGGACACGAUCGACAAUGAUCGGUCGGCAAACAAGUAGAAGACUACUUCCAGCGACCAUGCACGUAUGGUUCUACGUGCUCGCUGUGCUGGCGAUAUCACACGGUGCAACGCGAGUCGCUAGCACAGACAGCAGCAGUCCAGCCCGAACGAAAGCCUCCAGCCUGCUCCAUUCGGAUCAAUCACACAUCAGCCAUCCCUUCAAUCAGCCUGCGUUACGACAGGGCUCGGCCGACUCGACACCGCCCGUCACGGACGUCUCGCCGGAACCACGGAUAGGUGGGACCGGUGCGCCGGAAGCGGCCAGCAUAAAGAGCAGCGAGACGAUCGAGUACGAAGAGUAUGUGGCCGCUAAGGAUGCGGCGGUAGAGGUAGACCCCGAAGGUCCAGCCGACGAGCCGGUGCUGGAGAACGAAAUCAGUGACAGUGAGCCGGACACGGUGGACAAGGUGGUGGUGGAGAGCAGGCCCGAUCCUAAAACGCUAGUCGAGAUAGAGAAGAACCUUCUGAGCCUGUUCGGGUUCCCCAAUCGGCCAAAGAUCGACCGGUCCAAGGUGGUGAUACCGGAGGCGAUGAAGCAGCUGUACGCCCAGAUCAUGGGCCACGAUCUGGUCGACUCCGUCAGCGUACCAAAGGAAGGACUGAACACGCGCAACGCCAACACCGUGCGAAGUUUUACACACGAAGAAAGUCACAUAGACCAGCGGUUCCAGCAUCAUCAUCGCUUCCGGUUACUGUUCAACGUAACAAGCAUCCCGCGAGGCGAGAAGUUACGUGCAGCGGAACUCACCCUAACCCGCGAGGGCAUCGCCCACCGAAGCAGCCGAGCGCAGGCAAGGACACCGGUCCUGUAUCAGGUGAUGGUGUACGACAUCGUGCGGCCCGGCGUCAAAGGCAAGCGCGCCCCGACCUUCCUGCUGGUCGACACGAAAACGCUCGCCAUCAACGAGUCCGGCACGGCCAGCUUCGAUGUGAUGCCGGCCGUCGAGCGGUGGCUAAGGCAGCCGCGCAAAAACCACGGCCUGUUCGUGCAGGUGACGGGCCGGGGCCGUGGACCUCCAGGCCAUAGCCGCCAGAGGCGCAGCAUAGUGCCGGCCGUCCCCGUCCACGAGCACGUCCGGUUGCGACGGAAUGCGGCCGAACGGCACGACAGCUGGGUGCAGAAGCAGCCGCUCCUGUUCACCUACACCGACGACGGGCGGCACAAGCAACGGCCGAUCCGGGACGCGAUCAGCAGCGCGAACCGGGCCCGGCGUGCCUCGGCCAAGCGCAGCAGCCGGCGGAAAAACGAACUCUGCCAGCGGAAGCCGCUGUACGUCGACUUCAGCGAUGUCGGGUGGAACGAUUGGAUUGUGGCGCCGCCCGGGUACGAGGCGUACUACUGCCAGGGCGACUGCCGGUUCCCGAUAGCGGACCAUCUGAACACGACGAAUCACGCGAUCGUGCAGACGCUGGUCAACUCCUACAACCCGACGCUCGCACCGAAGGCGUGCUGCGUGCCGACCCAGCUGUCCUCCAUCUCGAUGCUGUAUCUGAACGAGCAGAACAAGGUGGUGCUGAAGAACUACCAGGACAUGACGGUCGUUGGAUGCGGCUGCCGGUGAAGUGUUGAAAGGGAAGAGGGGGAGGGAAGAAUUGAGGGGAAGGAUACGUUUUCUGUGAGAAAACAAGGGGGGAGGGUAGGGGAUUGAAACAAAACACGAAAUUGGAUGACCAUAGGAAUCGGCAGGGCCGCAACUGUUUUGUUUUAUUAUUACUUUAAAUCUUUGUUUUGUGUAUAACGAUCGAACGUACUAAGAGCGAAGUGUGUAGAGAGUGUGAGUGAGUUUGUUUUGAGAGAAAUAGAGAUCAGAUAGGAUAGUAGCAGUAGUAGCAACGAUCAAACUUGUGUACCAUAGUAAAAAAAAGUCAUGUAGAUCAAGCCAUAAUCAACGUAUGCAUGCAAAAAAUGGGGAAAAAGCAAACAAAAUAAAACUAAUACAAACAAGAAAGCUCAACUGUUGGGUGAGAAGCGUGUGAGGUGUGUGCGUGUCAAGUGGCACGCUAUUGUCCGUCCAGAUGCGGUACAGGUAACAAGCUAAUGUUCAGGAGUCUUGCAAGGUGGCUUAGCGAGUUGGUAGGGCUGGGAAACUAGUGCUGUGGCAUAGGUGUUAGUGACGGAGACUUCAGCUGAAAAAUAAGAGAAAAGUGAAGGACACAACGCGGGGGGCUCAUCAUCUGUACAUAUUUAUUGAUAGGAAAUGUUAACAGACAGUGAAGAAGGAAUGGUUCCUCUCGGAAGCAGAGGACCUCCCGAGUGCAUGUGCGUGUAUAAAGUAACAGGAACUACAUAGUGAGAUAGCUAGAGCGUUAAACUUACGGCAGCCCGCGAAUAAGGGACGGAUAACGAUUCUGUAAACAGUCGACAGGGACGUGCAAGGCAGGCAAGUGGAUGUUGCGUAUGUGCUUUCAGUGAAGUCCUGCAGAAAUCACGAUCACACACACACAUCUAAACAACCAGCACUUCUUGCGUCUUGCGCGUCCGUGAUGGGCGUACAUUUUGUACUAGCAGCUUUUAUAAAGUUCCGAAACCGCCGGACAGCUUUCCUGAGUGCGUCCUUACUGCGAAACACUAUUACGUUUAGGCACCGCUACAAUGUGUUUGAAUAUGUUUUUUGUGUGUAAAUUUUUGUAUAUUAUUUGCUGUACCUGUGUAAACGGAAGGAAACGUAUUUAUUUUACGAAAAGCUGAAGCGUGUAAUUGAGGAAUAAAUUUGUAAGGAAAUUCAAA